Micropterus salmoides (largemouth bass) is the source of this 2514-nucleotide messenger RNA. RefSeq names its product interleukin 2 receptor, beta (gene il2rb). Gene Ontology annotation, biological process: cytokine-mediated signaling pathway; immunoglobulin mediated immune response. The transcript has 10 exons. Lineage: Eukaryota; Metazoa; Chordata; Actinopteri; Centrarchiformes; Centrarchidae. The record is from RefSeq and is a predicted model, not a curated record. Gene Ontology annotation, cellular component: external side of plasma membrane. Gene Ontology annotation, molecular function: protein binding; cytokine receptor activity. Bases 317 to 1972 code for a protein of 551 amino acids.
GGCUUCCUGUAAGCCCCAGACAUAGGCUGUGGUUACAAGUGGAAAAUGUCACUGGGCACUUUAUAGAAGAGAGAGGGGUGAGAAUGAGGAGAUAGAGGGAUGAGUGCGAGUGACAGAGAGAGGGAGAGAAAAAGGGAGAGAGAUUGCACAAGAGUGUGAGAUAGUGAUGUGCGAGUAGAUAGAAAGAGGGACAAUAAGAGAUACAGAAGAAAAGGAAAUCGUCUAAACCCAUCAGUCCAGCAGAGGAGACGACGAUGUGUUUCCUCUCAGGGACCCCCUGAUACCCUGACAGACAAGUCAUAUUGUAGUCAUCGCCAUGCAGAUCCUGUGGUCCUUGCACGUCCUGGUGGUUCUGUUUUCAGUGGAUGCAGCGCACUCUCACAAAGGUUCACAAGGACUCUCCUGUGUAAAUGACUUUGUCAACAAUGUCAGCUGUACAUGGACCAGCUCCCUGGUGGCUCCUGGUGUGGACUGUUGGAUUUCUGGUGUGAAGAAAAUCUGGAUCUUCAACAACAACAAUAGAAUUCAGGACCAAAUGAUUCGAAGCUGCAAGCUUAAAAAACAUGGAAACCCUCCUCCAGGCUGCAGUUUUGUAUUUGAAAAACAAGAAUUCAGUCCUUUUGAAAUGCUGCCCAACAUCAGCAUCCAGUGUAAUGGCACAUUGGUGGAGACGCUUACAAACUAUAAGCCGUGCAGUCACAUCAAAAUGCAUCCCCUAGGUGUUCCCAAUGUCAGCAGCACUGCCAAUGAGACCUGGAUAUCAUGGAGUCUAAGCAGUCCUAUCCCUUACUUAUUCUCAUCCUUUGACUUCCAAAUUCAGAUUAAACAGAAAACCCAGACAUGGAAGGAGGCCAUGGUUCUGGCCAAACAAGAAUUUGAGCUAAGAAUACCUUCUUGGCAACUGAAGGGGAACUUCCAGGUCAGGGUGAGAGUCAAACCCAUUAAGAUGUCUAACUGCAAGGAGAGCCAUUGGAGCAAUUGGAGUCCAAACAAAGCGUCAACACCACAGGAUACAGAUCGACUUCUGGACCCAAUGUGGGGAGUGAUGUUCAGCCUGGGCUUCAUCAUUUUUGUAAUGCUGAUCUUUUACAGGAGUUGCAUAAACAAGGGGCAUCUCAAAAGGAAGCCAGUACCAAACCCUUCAAAAUACUUCCACACUCUCCACUCUGUCCACGGAGGAAAUCUAAAGAAAUGGCUGAAUCCUCUGACAUCUCCUGAAUCAUUCUUUACGGUCCAGCCAUGCGACCACAUCUCCUCGGUUGAGGUGUGUGAAAGCUGGGAUGUUGCCCCCUCCACCUCUCCCUCCUCCAGCUCCACCAGCGCCCUGCUUCACUUCAGGAGCUACGCCUCGGCUGGCUCGGACACCAGCGGUGUUGUUGACAACUUCUGCUCCUCCUCCUCUUCAUCCUGCUUCUCUAAUGUGGGCUACUUCAUGUCCAGGUCCUCCAGCGGCUCAGCUCGAACUGACCCCAGUCCUGCCUACUUCACCUAUCAGGAUGAUUUCCACAAUCUGCACAACAGCCACAACCUUCACGUCUCUGUCUGCCCCUCCCUAAACACCUCUCCAACCUAUGAGAGCUUGAAGAGGGAGCCACAAAGCCCAGACUCUGGCUUUGGCAUCUGUAAAGAAGAAGAAGAGGGCAAGGAAGAUAAAAAGGUCAUUGUUUUAGAAGGGGACGAGGCUUUAGAUGAUCACGAAAUCUCUCCUCUUUUCAUCCUCCCUCUCCAUUUUCCUUCCCGGAUGUGCCCCCCCUCCUCUCCUCCACCCCCACCUACUGCUCCCAGUCUAACUCAGGUGUCCUCUGAUAGCCAACAGGUAGAUGUACCUGUAGCAGCUGCUGGUGGUAGCUAUGCAGCCUGGCCUUUGCCCAUUGCCAUGUGCAGGUCUUCCUCCAUGCCUGUGGAACCCUGUAAAACAGGGUAUCUGACGCUCAAAGAGCUACAGACAACAUUCAGCAAUAAAUCCAUUUGAAAAUGUUGUGUCUAAAAAGUUAUCCCCGUGCGGUAAUUUAAAACUGAAUGCGUUUACAUCACAAGCAACCUGACUGUUUAUUCUAAUUUGAUUAUAUGGAGUGUUCUCUGCUGAGCGCACACAACAGUUGCCUAUUCACACAUUCGACAGACACUGAGCUGUAUUGGCAUUUGUUCUGAGUCAUGUUUCUGGCCACUUGAUGAAUGUAAGUCCAAUAUUCUGUCUCUUUUUUCCUCUGUUUUGGUCUCCACCAGCUCCUGGAGAAAAUGUCUGGCUCUUAAGCCACUAAAUGCUGCACUGUGUGUGCUGUUAGGUGCUUGAAAUCUAGCUUUCAUAGCAUUUUUGCUAAAAACACCUGCCUGCUGCUGUUCCAAACAAGGUUAAAAGUGGUGAGAGUGAACCAAAACAGUAAAGUUAAAGGCAAAUGUUGCUGGCAAAACACAAACAUAGAGCUGAGAAGAACUGCAGAGUCUGUGAUCAUUCUGUGCUAUAAUGUGUUAAUUUGUUGGAUGGUAAUAAAAACGUUAAGUGAGUAGACGGAA